AUAAAUUCAUUUUUUACAUGAUUCCUGAUUAUUUCAGCUGUACUUUGAUCCAUAAAUCUAAUUUUUUUGAUAAAGGGAAUCUCUAUGUCGGAGGAAUCUAAUCACUUGAUUCUAUUAAAAAGUAUAAGUUUGGCGCAAUUAUAUCUGUUAUAGAUGAAUUAGAAUAUAAAAUACCUUCUCAUAUACAUCAUUUAAGAAUAGUUGCACCUGAUGAACCUAAUUUUAAAUUAUCAGAACACUUUGAAAAAACAUGUAAAUUUAUUAAAUCACACUUAACAAAGACAAAUGUUCUUGUUCAUUGUCAAGUUGGUAUAUCAAGAUCAGUUUCAAUUAUGAUGGCAUAUUUUAUUAAAGAAAUGAACAUGAAACCAGAUGAAGCACUCUUAUAUAUUUAAAAUAAAAGAGAUUUUGUUCAUCCUAAUGAAGGAUUCAGAUUAUAAUUAUAAAAUUUUUAUGAAUAAUGUUAAAAACCAUAAGAAUAAGGAAAACUAUAAAUAAAAGCUCAAUAGAUUUAAUAGCCAAAAAAAAAAUGA
Messenger RNA from Paramecium sonneborni, 533 nucleotides. The record is from the annotation of a GenBank genome assembly. NCBI's taxonomy places the organism in Eukaryota, Ciliophora, Oligohymenophorea, Peniculida, Parameciidae.